This is a messenger RNA of Pistacia vera, 1912 nucleotides long. Its product is annotated as dynamin-related protein 5A. Gene Ontology annotation, molecular function: GTP binding; GTPase activity; microtubule binding. The record is from RefSeq and is a predicted model, not a curated record. The transcript has 16 exons. Gene Ontology annotation, cellular component: membrane; cytoplasm; microtubule. NCBI's taxonomy places the organism in Eukaryota, Viridiplantae, Streptophyta, Magnoliopsida, Sapindales, Anacardiaceae. The coding region runs from base 1 to 1830 and encodes 609 amino acids.
AUGGAUAAUUUGAUAACAUUGGUAAACAAGAUACAGAGGGCGUGUACGGCUCUAGGCGAUCAUGGCGAAGAGAGCGCAUUGCCUACUCUCUGGGACUCCUUACCUGCCAUUGCCGUCGUUGGUGGACAGAGCUCUGGGAAGUCUUCGGUGUUGGAAAGUGUUGUUGGAAAAGACUUUCUGCCUCGUGGGUCAGGGAUUGUUACUCGGAGACCUCUCGUCUUGCAGCUUCAUAAGAUUGAUGAAGGGAGAGAAUAUGCUGAGUUUAUGCACCUCCCAAGAAAGAGGUUCACUGAUUUUGCUGCUGUGAGGAAGGAGAUUUCUGAUGAGACUGAUCGAGAGACUGGUCGCUCAAAAGCGAUCUCUAGUGUUCCAAUCCAUUUAAGUAUAUUUUCCCCUAAUGUUGUGAACUUGACACUGGUUGAUCUUCCUGGAAUUACGAAAGUUGCUGUUGAGGGUCAACCUGAAAGCAUCGUGCAAGACAUUGAGAAUAUGGUUAGGGCCUUUAUUGAGAAGCCCAAUUGUAUUAUUCUAGCAAUUUCGCCUGCCAACCAAGACCUUGCUACAUCAGACGCAAUCAAGAUCUGUCGUGAAGUUGAUCCUAAGGGGGACAGGACAUUUGGAGUUUUGACAAAGAUUGAUCUUAUGGACCAGGGUACUGAUGCCGUUGAUAUCCUUGAAGGAAGAUCAUAUAAGCUACAGUAUCCUUGGAUUGGCGUAGUUAAUCGCUCUCAAGCUGAUAUCAACAAAAGUGUUGAUAUGAUUGCUGCUCGACGUAGAGAGCGGGAGUACUUUGCAAACAGCCCAGAAUACAGGCAUCUUAGUAACAGGAUGGGUUCUGAGUAUCUUGGAAAGGUGCUUUCUAAGCAUUUGGAAACUGUCAUAAAGUCUCGAAUUCCCGGCCUUCAGUCUCUUAUCAACAAAACUAUUGCCGAACUAGAAGGAGAAUUGACCCGUCUUGGGAAGCCUGUUGCUACUGAUGCUGGAGGAAAGUUAUACACAACAAUGGAAAUCUGCCGUUCUUUUGAUCAAAUAUUCAAGGAACAUCUUGAUGGCAUACGCCCUGGUGGUGAUAAAAUAUACGGUGUGUUUGACAAUCAACUUCCCUCUGCUCUGAAGAGGUUGCAGUUUGAUAAACAUCUUUCCAUGGAUAACAUAAGAAAGCUUAUUACUGAAGCUGAUGGAUAUCAACCUCAUCUAAUAGCUCCUGAACAAGGAUAUCGUCGCCUCAUUGAAUCUUGUUUAGUAACUAUUAGAGGUCCUGCUGAGGCAGCUGUUGAUGCGAUUCAUUCUAUACUGAAGGAGAUGGCCCUUAAAUCUAUCAGUGAGACUAUGGAACUAAAGCAGUACCCCACUCUGAGAGUGGAAGUUGGAAAUGCUGCUGUUGAGUCAUUAGAUAGGAUGAGAGAUGAAAGCAGGAAAGCAACUUUACAGCUAGUGGACAUGGAGUGUAGUUACCUGACUGUUGAUUUUUUCCGUAAACUUCCUCACGAUGUUGAGAAGGGUGGAAAUCCAACACAUUCAGUUUUUGAUAGAUAUAAUGACGCAUAUCUCCGGAGAAUAGCAAGCACUGUCCUGUCCUAUGUCAACAUGGUUUGUGCAAGUUUGAGAAACACUAUUCCAAAGUCAGUUGUGUAUUGUCAAGUUCGGGAGGCCAAAAGGAGCUUGCUGGAUCAUUUUUUCACUGAACUGGGAAAAAAGGAGAUGAAACAGUUAUCUUCUUUGUUGGAUGAGGAUCCAGCGGUCAUGCAACGUCGAACCAAUCUUGCAAAGAGACUGGAGUUGUACAGAAGUGCCCAGGCAGAGAUUGACGCAGUUGCUUGGGCUAAGUAGAAGGAACAUUAGAAUGGAAUCUUUUUGCUCCUUAGAUAUUGGAACUUAGUCAUAGUUUUGUUAUAAUUCUUUUAUUCAUGAC